AUGGUGGAGUACGAUCUCGCAGGAUCAGGUGUUGUUCAUCAGCUCAAUUUUCCUUUUCUAGAGCGCCUCAACUUGCGCACUGUGCUCUAUCUCUCACAGGACGAACCAUCGCAACAAUUAAAGAAUUCAAGCACAGAUUUACUUGCCCUUGGAGAGAAUCUCCCAGCACAGUGCAAAUACCCAUGGCCUUCAGAAGAGUGCUUCCAAAGGUGCGAACUCUUACUCCAAGUACGUUUCUCAGUGGAGAGGUCUGGAAGUUUCGAAUCAAAGAAAUGGCAAGGGCGAUGGAACAACGAGCGCUGGGGCGUGGGCGAUCCGAUCGCGCAGCUCGCCGCCAAGCCAGUGGGAGUGGAGCUCACGGCAUUUCCAGAGGCAGAGGUGGAUUCGACGUGGGGAAACCUCACGCACGCUCUCUCGGUCCUCUUUUGCGCAUCGAUCAACUUCCUCGAAUUGCCAACUACGUUCUUGGGGCCGUGGUUCUCGUCGAGGCCCGAGGCAAACCGGACAGGAGGAGGAGGAGCUUUCGACGCUCCUGGCAUGAAGAGGGUGGUGAAAGGAAAGAAAUGGAGCAAGAGCUCGAUGACGAGGUAUGGAGCACUCCCAAGAGAAGCACUCUGUAGAACGCCACGGCUCACGCCAUGGCUCACGCUUCUCCCAUGUAGAGACAAGGCUGGGCUCACGACGCUCUUGGACAGGCAGACGAUUUACAGUGGUAUGUACCAUUCCCAGAGGCUGCUUAUCACUUCCGGUGACUUCGAUCGGGACGAAGAAGGCACGACAUUGGAGCAGGUUGUUUUCCGAAAGCUGCAAGACUGGACACUCUCUAGCAUGUUUGGCUCAAAGCUGGUAGGCAAGUGCCCGCUUGCAACUACAAGUAGUGUCUAUCUGGAGCUGGAGAAGAGCUUGGCGAAGCACUUGGCUGGAGAUCUCAGCGAAGAAACAGGCAUCAACUUCGCGGACAGUCGUGUUUUCAGUCUCAGCCCUGCUCCAAGUCGGGUGCUCGCGUCCUCUUCAGGCUCUCUUUUUCUGGCACACACAGCGAGCUUGAUCUCGGCAUCACUUGGACAGCCCCGGUGGAUUGGUCUCCGGCUCGGGCUCAGUUCUACACAAGCUGGUCCUUGGCUGGCAGCGGGAAUGCAAGGGGAUCCAUCGUCAUUUCGUUUCGGGCAAAUGAUGGUUCUUCCCGGGACUGUUACUCUCCAGGCAUCGAGGCAGCCGAGGAUGAUACCGAGCAGAAGAUCGCAAAGCUCCUGCGGCUGUGGAGAUUGCUCUGCGAGUUUCUAUUGCAACCCAGGCCAUAACUCUUGACGAUCCAUUACCACGAUGAUCGAUUCACAACCCAAGAGGGGCUUUGCCAAGGACGAAACGCCGAGCAGCACGAAUGCGGGGGAUAAUCUCGUCUGGUGGGCGAUCUAACAAAAACGCCAUGGAUUUCGCAAAGACCCCUGUCAUAUGGUUCAAGUACAUGGUAUGAUUUUUUUAUUACGGGAACCCGGUUGCUGAGAUGAUGGCUAUCAGGUAAGUGUAGAGGUAAACCGUUGUAGAAGACCCGGGUUCGAUGCCGAAGGGUCCACUCAACAAGGACUUUUAUGCAAAAAUUUUGCUAAAUAAGGAGCCAUUAUUCUGGUUC
Molecule: messenger RNA, 1630 nt
Organism: Selaginella moellendorffii
Lineage: Eukaryota; Viridiplantae; Streptophyta; Lycopodiopsida; Selaginellales; Selaginellaceae
Exons: 4
Coding region: 1-1308 (435 amino acids)
Biological process (GO): attachment of GPI anchor to protein
Cellular component (GO): GPI-anchor transamidase complex
Source: RefSeq, a predicted model, not a curated record